This is a messenger RNA of Saprolegnia diclina VS20, 1672 nucleotides long. RefSeq lists its product as hypothetical. The transcript is spliced from 7 exons. Bases 1 to 1557 code for a protein of 518 amino acids. Lineage: Eukaryota; Oomycota; Saprolegniomycetes; Saprolegniales; Saprolegniaceae. The record is from RefSeq and is a predicted model, not a curated record.
AUGAACCAAGACGACGGUGCACCCGAGAACGACGACGAUGGGUUGGAGCUGCUGCAGCGCGCUCGCCUCCUUGUCCAGGCCGCCACGAACUUGCCCGAUUUUAGCACCCUAUUUAGCAAGAUUCCACCGCCCCCGAUCCUCGAGGAGUCGGAUAACGAAGAGCUGGAGACGGCGCCCCCCCAAGCCAAGACCACCAAGGCCAAGCCCAAAAAGGCGGCUGCUAGCAACCAGGACGAAGUCAAAAGGGACAAGAAAAAGGCCGUCAAGAAGCCCAAGGAGCCCCAGCGAGAGACGCCAUCCCGUCCUCCUGUCAAACCUGCCAAGAGCUCACCACGGUCGCCCAAGACUGUCAAGCCGCACAAACCCAAGGCGAAGAAGGAGGCGCCGGAAGCCCCCGUCGUUGACGAUCCUGACCAAAAGGCCGCCCAAGAGCUCGCACGCAAGUACGCCCAGGAGCGCGCGGCGGCACGCGUCGCCGCCAAGCAGCGCGAGAAGCUAAAGGAGGCCGAGAAGCAGCAACAGACGGAGGCGGACUGCGUCUCUGAGUUUUACGAGACCCUCGAAGAGCGGGAGAAGCGGCUGAAAAACGACCGGCGCAAGGCCAAGGAGCGCGCGCGCCACCGACGGCAGCAAGCGCAGCACGAAGAGCCGGCCGAGCCCAAGCCUGAAAAAGAGACCCAUAUCCCCGACUUGGACAAGUUCCAGCAGCAAACCAAGGAGCGUUUGCUUCGCGCCAAGGAGCAGCGGCGACGCGAGGAAGAUCUCAAAGUGCAGCAGGCCGCCAAAGAACUGGAAGAGAAAGUGCGACACCAGCAGGAAGACGAGGAGGCGCAAGACGAGCUCAAGCGGCGCGCCGACCAGCUUCGAAAAGAGACGCGUCGGCGCUUGAAGGCAAUGGAGAAGCACAAGUCGGAGCUCGAGCGUAAGGAGAUGGAGCUGCGACAGCAAGGCCUCGAGCGCUACAAGCAUCACAAGGGCGAGAUGGAGCGUGUCGCCAAGGGCAUUUCGUCCCAAAAGCCAAAAGACGAGUCGCCUUCCGAGGACGUGCCACCCAUCGAUGACAAGCAACCCACCGCCGAUCCCAUCGUCGAGCAUGUAGACUCGCCCACGAGAGCGCUACCUGCGGAGAACCAAGUUGAGUUGCAGACGACUCUGGAGGAGUGCCACGACAACGACGACGGUGCUCUGGUUGCUGCCACCCCAGAGGUUCAUCUACCAGCGAUCGUGUUGCCGCCGCUGGUGGACGGUGCGCGAGUGCCACCCCAUGAGAAGCCAGUUCCAAAACCCAAGAAGGCGGCUCCGUGGAAGCGACCGCCGGUGCCGAUGCCAAGUGCCGAUGCAGUAGCGAGCCGGGCAAAACUACCGAGCGCCCUGCCCGGCGGCCCACCGCUGCCACCACCGCGCGACACGUCGUAUUCAGACAGACUCAAGAGUCGGACAGCACCAGCAAGCUUGGGCCCUAGUGACGGAGCAGGCCAGCGGCUCGUGAGCGCAACGCGGGACCGCGCCAAUCAAAUGGACGCGCAGGCCAAAAAGACACUUGCCCCGCCCGUCUAAAGCUGUCAAAGUCGCUCCGAUGGACCUUGCCGUUCAGCCAGACCAUGCUCGCCUCACGUAGCAGUAUGCUCGCCUCACGUAGCAGUAACAUGACGCACAACACGUUGCACCAUAC